AAGCGAUGGACUGGAGAGAACACCUAAGACGCCUGUCGUAAUCAGUUAUUUUGCUCAUUCCUAUGGCGGACAAAUGCGGUGUAGAAGUCAUCAUAAAACUUGGAGGAUCUGCAGUUACGCAAAAAAAUGUUUUUGAAACAGUUAAACGCGAGGCAAUCUUAGCUGCAGCCGAGCUGGUGAAAAGAAUCCCCGCGGGAAAAUGCAUCGUCAUACAUGGCGCUGGAUCUUUUGGACACUUUCAAGCUCAUGAAUAUGGAACAGCACAUGGAUUCUCAAAUGACAUUUCAAAGGGCAAGAUUGGGUUUGCUAAAACCAGGCUCUCAGUGACCAAGCUGCAACAUAUUAUCACAGCAAUGUUAGUUGACAGUGGUAUUCCUGCUUUGGGAAUUUCACCGUGUGGAUCAUGGGUAACAAGAAAAGGCCAUGUCAACAGAGUAACGUUGAGUCCAAUCAUAGAACUUUUGCAAGCGGGUUUUGUACCAGUUCUCCAUGGUGACUGUGUAUUGGAUGAUGCACAAGGAUGUGCUAUUCUGAGUGGAGACAAAAUCAUUGAGAAACUGGUGCGAGAGCUUGGACCCAGACGGGUUGUGUUUUUGACAGAUGUCGAUGGGAUUUAUGAUAAACCUCCUGAAAAACCAGAUGCGUUGUUACUCAGAAACGUGUUUGUUAAAUCCAAUGGGGGAUUUUCCAAUGCCAUAACUACAUCAAGCCUUGAACAUGACGUCACAGGUGGUGUUCGCGGCAAGCUCCAGACAGCUUCAAAUAUCAUUCAUAUCUCUGGAGGAAAUACGCGAGUAUUUGUCUUGAAUAUAAUGUCGGGAUCUGAUGCAUAUUCUGUUUGUGCUUUGGGUGUUCUGGAAGGUAAAGAAGAUGGGGAAAAUUGGCCAAGUUCUUGGAAUGGAUUCAGUGUUGCUUUUGGAAUAGGAGGAAUUUUUUCAAGAGAGGAACGACGUCCCCAAAAGUAGCAGCAGUUUGAGGUGUAUUUGUGUGUAUGUGGCGAUGGAGGUGGGGUUUUGGGAGUGUGAGUGAGAAAGGGUAGUUGAAUGAAAUAUUAGCACAAUGAAACGAAACAUAUGCUAGUCAAAAGGGGCAGUAGCCAGGAAACCGAGGGGUGCAAAGUGGUGUAUGUAGUGAAUGUCCAAAAGGUUAUAAAAGCACCACUCGCACUAAGUCGGGAUUGAACUUUGGAAGAGUCAUAAUACCCAUGAAUACCCAUCUCAUGUCAAGACCUAGCAGUCAAAGAACAUAAGUGUAGGAUAUAUGUAGGUGGAUUAAAGGCUUUUCGAUUUUA
This is a messenger RNA of Stylophora pistillata, 1291 nucleotides long. RefSeq lists its product as uncharacterized. Gene Ontology annotation, cellular component: cytosol; nucleus. Gene Ontology annotation, molecular function: kinase activity; DNA-binding transcription factor activity, RNA polymerase II-specific; isopentenyl phosphate kinase activity. Gene Ontology annotation, biological process: regulation of transcription by RNA polymerase II; terpenoid biosynthetic process. The record is from RefSeq and is a predicted model, not a curated record. Lineage: Eukaryota; Metazoa; Cnidaria; Anthozoa; Scleractinia; Pocilloporidae.